Molecule: messenger RNA, 885 nt
Organism: Vittaforma corneae ATCC 50505
Lineage: Eukaryota; Fungi; Microsporidia; Nosematidae
Exons: 1
Coding region: 1-885 (294 amino acids)
Molecular function (GO): protein binding
Source: RefSeq, a predicted model, not a curated record
AUGAAACUCAGUAUAACAGCCAAAGCCAAGUUGUGCAAACCACCAACAGCGAUCUGCUGUUGCUUUGAUAAGACAUACAUUGCCACCAAGGGAAGAAGGGUGUUUUUCACAGAUGAUAUGCGCACAUUCAAAUCCAUUCUCUUUUCUUCCCAAGUUAAUUCUCUAGCUUGCUCUGAAAAUCUGCUUUUUUGCUGCCAAAAGAAUGGAAGCGUUUUUGGAAUCAACUCAAAACACAAAACCGCCUUUAAGACAAGUAUUGGCGAAUCGGAAUGCAUUUACUCUGUCUUCGACCCAGCUGCUGACAAUCUUUUAGUUGGCUCCAAGAGCAAGAAAGUUUCAAUCUUUGGAUUAAACACGAUUCUCAAAAGUUCAUAUUUCAUAAAUGAGUCUCCAUUAGCAUAUUUUGAUGUGUCUGAUAGCCACACUCUUGCUGGAAUAUCACAAAAUGAUCAAAACAUUCAAUUUGUCAAUCUUAAAACAAAAGAAAAAUUGUCCUUGAGGAUAAUUGACGGAUUUCCCGAAAUUUUAAAGUACCUCAAAAGUGAUGUUUUAAUUGUUGGGAGCUCCACAGGUGUUUUGAAUUGCUUCUCGACAAUCAAUAUGAAAAGAAUAAGCUUUCUGAAGCUUGGCUCGGCCAUAACAGCCAUCCACAUCCUAGGAUCUACUCAUUUACUUGUUGGAACCGUAUGCUUCAUUUAUCUGGUCGAUUUGUCAAAUUUUAAUAGAAUGGUGAUUGCACAGGAAUUGCCAGUUGAUGGAAUACCCAUUGGUUUUUUCGGAACUGAAGUGAUAUACUGUGCAAUCUCACGGGAAUCACGACUUGGAAGAUGGCUGAAGUGUAAAAAAGGGCACAAUCAACUUGUUGUUCUUAGCAUAAUGCAUUGA